AUGGCCUCUACACCAGACGCCGUCAUGUGUGCCUCAAGCAGCAACCACCAGCAUCCAUCGCGACUGGGUCUGCUGGACCUCCCAAUAGAGGUCCGACAUCAAAUCUACGGGCACCUGUUCUGUCACAAACCCGUACCCAUCGUAUUGGGCUUUCGCUCCGACUUCUUCGCAAAGUGGGAAACGUGGUCACCGUGCGAGGACAGCGAUGCGCCGCCCCACGAGCCGACCUUCCACACAGCCCUCUUUCGAGUGAACAAACCCAUCUCCCGCGAUGCGAUCGAGUUUGCAUACAGUUCCAGCUCCUUCUGCUUCGACAAGGACCUCCAGACGUUUUGCAACCUCAGUCCGAUCGCGCUCGCCUCGAUCAAGACGCUGUGGAUCUUCCGCACCGCCUGGCUGAACAGUUCGGAUGCCACCUCGUUCUGGUGCACUUUGGACCAACGUUGUCCGAGCCUCGACCUUCUCGUCGUCGAGGUUGCAUCCCACAUCUUGUUGCCGGCCAUCCCCUACCUCAAGGACUUCAUGGCCUCCAUUCCUCCAGGCCAGGCCAAACCCAACUUGAUCCUCGAUCUCCACGUCUGGGACAGGCACUUCUCCUUCGACUUUCCAGACCGCGACUAUCAGAGAGCUUUGCAGGACUUGCAAAGUAACCUUGUGGAGAGUGACCGGAAGGAGUUCUUGAAUCCUUAUAUUUACGUGAUGCGCAUGCCGAGGCGUGCUAAAGAAAUACAUUUCGACUUGGAUCUCGGGCCUGGGGAAUUUAGAGCUCUGGUAGAGGUUCUGAGACAACCCACAGCUCUCUGCUUUGUCGAGGCCGACCAACCGUCCUCAAACAGUGGCGGUCACGUAACAGGUCGUGGAAAACACCUCUGUUUUACUUGGAAAGAAAGCGGUGAAUAA
Molecule: messenger RNA, 900 nt
Organism: Fonsecaea multimorphosa CBS 102226
Lineage: Eukaryota; Fungi; Ascomycota; Eurotiomycetes; Chaetothyriales; Herpotrichiellaceae
Exons: 1
Coding region: 1-900 (299 amino acids)
Source: RefSeq, a predicted model, not a curated record